Mercenaria mercenaria is the source of this 1817-nucleotide messenger RNA. RefSeq names its product ruvB-like 2. Gene Ontology annotation, molecular function: ATP hydrolysis activity; DNA helicase activity; ATP binding. Gene Ontology annotation, cellular component: NuA4 histone acetyltransferase complex; R2TP complex; Swr1 complex. The record is from RefSeq and is a predicted model, not a curated record. Lineage: Eukaryota; Metazoa; Mollusca; Bivalvia; Venerida; Veneridae. The transcript has 15 exons. Bases 90 to 1481 code for a protein of 463 amino acids. Gene Ontology annotation, biological process: regulation of transcription by RNA polymerase II; box C/D snoRNP assembly; chromatin remodeling.
GACUGGUUUAAUGGUCUGUAAUUUGAUUUGCGGACACAAAUUGUGCAGUACUUUUUAAAAUAAGAAAGACAGUCUAAAACUAAACAAAAAUGGCCGUGCCUACUGCAGACAAGGUUCAAGAGAUCCGAGAAGUGACAAGAAUAGAGCGUAUUGGUGCACAUUCACAUAUCCGAGGAUUGGGUCUCGAUGAUGCACUGGAAGCCCGUAAUGUAUCACAGGGAAUGGUGGGACAGAUGGAUGCUCGACGGGCUGCUGGAGUCAUCCUUGAAAUGAUCAAGGAUGGCAAGAUAGCUGGUAGGGCAUUGUUGAUAGCAGGACACCCUGGCACUGGGAAAACAGCUAUAGCUAUGGGCAUGGCUCAAGCACUAGGUUCAGAUACACCAUUCACAAGUAUUGCUGGGAGUGAGAUAUUCUCUCUAGAGAUGGGUAAAACAGAAGCUCUUACACAGGCAUUCAGGAAAUCCAUUGGAGUCCGGAUCAAGGAGGAGACUGAGAUCAUUGAAGGUGAAGUGGUUGAAAUCCAGAUAGACCGACCUGCUACUGGAACAGGAGCGAAAGUAGGGAAGUUGACAUUAAAAACAACAGAGAUGGAGACUAUUUAUGAUCUGGGACAGAAAAUGAUUGAAUCUCUAACCAAAGAAAAAGUGCAAGCUGGGGAUAUUAUUACAAUAGACAAAGCUACAGGAAAGAUCACAAAACUUGGACGAUCAUUUACAAGAGCCAGAGAUUAUGAUGCAAUGGGAGCUCAGACAAAGUUUGUGCAAUGUCCUGAAGGUGAACUACAGAAGAGGAAAGAGGUUGUACACACAGUAACGUUACACGAGAUUGAUGUAAUUAACAGUAGAACACAGGGCUUCCUCGCCCUCUUUUCAGGUGAUACUGGUGAAAUAAAGUCUGAAGUACGAGAACAAAUCAACAGUAAAGUAGCGGAGUGGAGAGAAGAGGGCAAAGCUGAAAUUGUCCCAGGGGUGUUAUUCAUUGAUGAAGUUCACAUGUUAGACAUCGAAAGUUUCUCAUUUUUAAAUCGAGCUUUAGAGAGCGAUAUGGCACCUAUACUUAUCAUGGCAACAAACAGAGGCAUUACAAGAAUUCGAGGCACAAAUUACCAGAGUCCACAUGGAAUCCCUAUAGAUCUUCUUGACAGACUGCUUAUCAUCUCAACUACCCCAUAUGAGGAAAAAGAAAUUAAACAGAUCCUUAAAAUCAGAUGUGAAGAAGAGGACGUUGAAAUGAGCGAUGAUGCCAUGACGGUGUUGACUCGGAUAGGCAUGGAGACCUCACUUAGAUACUCAAUACAGCUCAUUACUACAGCCAAUCUUGUUGCAAGAAAAAGAAAGGCAACAGAAGUAGACGUAGAUGACAUUAAGAGAGUAUAUUCACUGUUCCUGGAUGAGUCAAGAUCUACACAGUUCCUCAAAGAAUACCAACAAGAAUUCAUGUUCAAUGAAUUAGUACAGACAGAAACCAUGGAAACAAGCUGAGGUUAUGGAGAGUUUCAGGAUGUAUAAAAACUUGUCAUGUGUUCAAGACUUUGUCAUGAUCUGAUUUUUCCAUUCAAAAACAAACACUCAAGUCUGCAAAAAAGAACUAGUGCAUUGAACAGAAACUGAAGUCUGCACAGUUAGAUAUAAUUAAGAUGUAUGGCUCUCUACUUUUGAAUACAGACUUUAAAUAUCAGUGACUGUUACUUGUAAUGUAAAGGUGAUGUUUUUCUAGACACACACUUUUUGGGUCAUACUGUCUUUAUCAUGUCUCGUGAAGAAUAAAAACUUAAUAUUGUUAAUGUGAAACAGUCAUUUAUUAAAUUGAUACUUUGA